AUGGAAUGUUCAUAUGUUCAAUUAGAUGAUUUACCCGAUGAAAUUCUUUUGAUUAUUUUUAAAAAACUUGACAAUUUUGAUAUACUUCAUUCUUUUCAUGGUGUUACAAAUAGACGAUUGAAUAGAAUAAUACAUGAUCCAUUAUUUACAAGCAAUAUAAACUUUGUUACAUGGUCAUCUGAUAAAUUUCUUAAUAAACUUUCUUCAAAUGUUAUACUUAAUCGAUUUUGUUUACAAAUUUUACCUGAUAUUUCUGUAAAAAUCAAAUUACUUCAUCUUGAAUCAUCAUUAGCAAAAAAUAUUUUACGUGCUGCAGAUUAUCCUAAUCUAUAUGGACUUGGUCUAUAUAAUACCAGCGGAAAGACAGCUAGACGUCUUUUUACUGGUAAGAAAAUCAAAAUGAAAUUCUUUUAA
Messenger RNA from Adineta steineri, 414 nucleotides. NCBI's taxonomy places the organism in Eukaryota, Metazoa, Rotifera, Eurotatoria, Adinetida, Adinetidae. The record is from the annotation of a GenBank genome assembly.